AUGGCGGUCGUGGGCUCCGGGAAGCGUGUCUGUCUGCCUUGGGAUGUCCUCCUUCAGCUGCUUCUGCUCUCGUGUUUGGCGGUGGGCUCAGAGCUCCACUCACUGAAAUUUUUCAGUUUUGCUGUCUCCGAGCCCAGUCCGGAGGUCCCUGAAUUUGGUUUGCUUGUCUAUCUGGACGACCACUUCUUAGCACAGUAUAAUAGUGAAAACCAGAAAUUAAAAUUCCAGAGUAAGAGGGUAGAGAAUCGAGUUGGACCUGAGUAUAUUGAAAAGCAGAUCUUGCAGAUUCGCCUCUGGCAGGAUUGGUUCAAAAGCCAAAUGCAAGACAUCAUGAGCCACUACAAUCAUAGUGGAGGGUCUCACACUUUCCAGAAUGUGAUUGACUGUGAGAUCCAGAAAGACCACAGCCCCACGGGAAUUUUCCUCUGUGGAUAUGAUGGUGAGGACUACAUUUCCUACAACCUGGUUGAUGGAACCUGGACUACGGAAGAUUAUGUGGCUGAAAUCACCAAGCAAAAGUGGAACAUCACAGAGGCACACAGGCACACACUGCUUGGUAAAUGUAUCCAGAUUCUCCAGGAGUUGGUGAAGUACAGGAAAUACAUCCUGGACCUGAAAGAACGACCAUCAGGGCUAGUCACCCAACAUACAAGCCCCAAGGGAGAGACGAUCCUGAAGUGCUGGGCCUUCAGCUUCCCCUCCCCAAAUAUCGUGCUGAGCUGGCUGAGGGACGGGGAAGAAAUGGAGCAGGACACCAAUCACGUGGAAGCGCGGCCCAGCGGGGACUGCACCUACCAGAAGUGGGCAUCCCUGGAGAUUUCCCCUGGGGAGAAGGAGAGAUAUAUCUGCCGGGUGAAGCAUGGGGAGCUGAGUGCCCAGUUCAGCCAGACCUGGGAGCUGGAACCUAACUACUUGACCAUCUGGGUCAUUGCUGCAUGUCUCAUUACUGUCCUGGUCAUCAACUGUUGGGGCUGGAAUUGUGUACUGGAGGAAGAGAAACAUGUCACCAACAAUCCGUGA
Tachyglossus aculeatus (Australian echidna) is the source of this 1020-nucleotide messenger RNA. RefSeq names its product class I histocompatibility antigen, Non-RT1.A alpha-1 chain-like. Gene Ontology annotation, biological process: antigen processing and presentation of endogenous peptide antigen via MHC class I via ER pathway, TAP-independent; antigen processing and presentation of endogenous peptide antigen via MHC class Ib; positive regulation of T cell mediated cytotoxicity. The record is from RefSeq and is a predicted model, not a curated record. Gene Ontology annotation, cellular component: external side of plasma membrane. Lineage: Eukaryota; Metazoa; Chordata; Mammalia; Monotremata; Tachyglossidae.